AUAUGUUUCAGAUAGAAAGGUUAAAUAGAUAGAAAGAAAGUAAUAAACUAUUUUAUAUAAAAAUGGCUACAUUAAAUAAUAUAUUAAAAGCUAUAGAUGCAUUAAAGGUAUUACAGGAAACCAUGGUUUCAUCUGAUCCUGUAAUAAGAAAAGAGAAGAUAACACAUUGUACAGUAAUUGCUGAAGGAUUAUGUUCAACAAAUACUAAAUUAGUAUCUAAAUAUCCACAAAUUUUUGGUUGUUCUAUAAAAUCAUUAUUGGCAUUAUGUGACGACGCAGAAGCUGAUGUGAGAAUGAUUGCUGAUGAAUGUUUGAAUAAAAUUAUAAGGACUAUGGCAGACAGUGAUAUUGUUAAAAUUCAAAUAGAAUUAUAUAAUGAAAUCAAAAGUAAUGGACCUGCUCGAACUUUGAGAGCUGCUCUUUGGAGAUUCGGUUUACUCAGUCAUAUGAUUCGUCCUACGAGAGGAAAAGCAUACGUGUCUAAUUUAAUACCAUGUAUUAUUGUCAUAGCACAUAGACCAGAAGAAUCAGUAAUAGAUACACUUGCACAAGCAUUAAAAUUAAUUCUAAAAACAUUGGGGCCAUUUAUGACGGAUAACGAUGUUAAGACGUUGCUUAAAGCAUUAUUUCAAAAUAUAUCAUCAACUCAAGCUGCAUUUCGUAGAGCUGCAGCAAAUAUGAUUUUAACGACCUGCUUAAAUUGUAGGAAACCUCAAGUUUUUUUAUGUUACGUACUAAAUUAUUUAUUAGAUGCUAUUAUACCAGUGAGUGAUGACAUAGAUCACUUGAAUACAGUUAUUGGUGUUUUUGGAUGUAUAAAAGUAAUUUUACCACAUAUGUCUACACCAACGGAAUGUGAAUCCACUGACAAACAACAAUUGGACAAUUUUUUACAAAUUUAUGAGUUAUGCUUGUAUUAUACCAAGUGGCAUUCAAAUCAUAAUUUAAUAAAUGCUGCUUUGGAAACGUUGGCUCAACUUUUGCAAUCUCCAUCAAGUGCAUUUAAAUAUUUAUUGUUGUCUAAAGAAGGUAUUACUCAUAGUAGAAUUGAGUUGAAUCAAGAAACGGCCACGAUAUCUUUGGGUCAAAUAAGUAAUUCAACAGCUACAAGUAUUUCUGGAGGCAAUUCUGAUUCCACAUUGAAUUUGCUUGAACCAGAAAUGCCGCAAUUGAAUUCAAAGAUAGGAAAUUGGAUUAUAGAUUCAGAAAUGGUACUUCCAUUGAUACAAAAAUCAGAAACGCGUGAAACAUGUCCAAGUGAUGCAACAGAAACAAAAAAACAAACGAUGGAAAAUUAUAGUGAAUUAAAAAUAGAGACUUUAGAGGGAGAUGGCAUUGAGGAAGGAAGCGAUGCUGAAAGUGAAAUAGAACAAGUAGAAAAUGUACCAUAUUCAAGUUUACAAAGUAAUCAUAUGAAAGAGGAUGAAUAUUUGGACGAAGCUUCGAUAUCUGUAGCAUCUCCACAAAAAUUGCCAAUGGAAUUGCCAUUGCAAGAAAUCAAUAUUGGAAGUUAUACAGAUUCUGAUAUGUCCGUCAAAUUUUGUUGUCGUUAUUUAGUUUCAUCAUUUUUAUUAACAGGCAGUGCUGGUCACUUAAUGCCUGAUAAAUUAUUUCGUGUCAGUGUUAAAUCUCUUGCUUUAACAUGCGUAGCCAACAUUUUAAAACUUUAUCCAGAUUUAAUUCUAAUGACAGUUGCCAAAGAUUCUACUCAUUCGGAUAAGCAAAUGAUUAAAGAUAUUUUAUUAUUUGCAAAUCAUUCGGAUCCACAGAUCAGAGCCAAUGUAUCGAUUCUUAUUGGAUUAUUUUUGAAAACGGUUUUUACGCAAUAUGGCGGAUCUUUUAAGAAUUUUCAGUCUGAAAAUUUAAAUAGUAAAACAAACGAAAGUUCAUUGUUGGAAAAUAUGAUAAAAUUACUUAUAAAGGGUUUAGAGGAUGAUUCUGCUACAACAUGUCGUCAAACGUUAACAGCAUUAAAUUUAUGCUUACCAGAAAUCCUAAAUUCUGUAGAUAGUCAAUAUGGAAUAACUAUUUUAUUUGAAUUACCCAAGCUUAUUAAAAAUCCAUAUUUUCUUGUCAAAGUUAAAUUAGCAGAUUUGCUAAGUAAUUUAUCAUACGUCACUAUAGAACACAUAACAGGUGAUGCAUUAUUUCAACAACAUUUUAUCGAUGUUAUAAUAAUUUUAUUAGGAGAUCAGGAUAAAAGAGUUAGACAUGCAGCAUCUGAAGCAAUUGUUAAAAGUAUUCCAUAUUUAUAUUUUCAACAUCCUCAGGAAAGUGCUGCUGUAAAAAAAGCAGCUGAAUAUACAGAAAAGUAUUUAUCAACUGUAAUGUCAAAUAAUUUAAGGAUACCUUCGUAUUAUGAUAGACACAAAAUAUGUAUAAAUAAUACAGUCAAGCCGUUUACAUCUUUAAACGAUCAUAGUGAUAAGAAAUAUCACGUAAAUAUAGAGGAUUCCUUAUCUCGUAUUGUUAGCAUCUUAACUGAAAUACUCAUGGUUAAUUCAUCUAAGUACAUGAUAUAUGGUUGUUGUGAAGCUCUUGCUCAAUUAAGUGAAGUUUAUAAUACUGUAGUUUAUACCAGAGGAUGGGAUUGUAUACUACCCAAAGCACUGCUUAAAAAAUCUCAUAAAAAGGCUGUUAGUCGAGUAGAUACAACAAACGAAAACAAUUUUACUAUUGAAAUAACAUCUCCGACUGGUAGUGGUAUACUUUCUUUGUUGCUACCUUUGUUAUCUUCAUCUGCAAUAAGUUUGGAUUUAUCAACGCAUAAACAUUUAAUUUCUCUUGCGGGUAAUCUUGCAUCUGGGUUGGCUCUUUGCAAUUUAAAACCUAAUGAACCAACAAACAAACAUGAUUCUGAUACACCAAAUCUUUGGCGUAUGUUUAAAGAUAAACAAACUUGUCAGUAUAUGGAAUUAUUAUUGGCUCAUGUUAUGAAAGUUUUAAAUAUUUUUGUUUAUGUUAUUGAUGAUAUACAAUUAAAUCAAGUAACUACAAAAUCAACGAUAUCUUUGUCAGCUACGCAUACUUUAUCUCCAAAGAAAAAAGUAGUUCCUGAACAGAAACAAAAAGAAAAAAAAGAUAAGUUUUUAAAUUUGAAGCUUGAAAAAGAACCAGGGGGAUUAUUCACUGUUAUUCCUCAUUAUAUGAAGAUAUAUGACAAUCUCAAAGCAGCACAUUCUAAUUAUCUUGUUACUCUUGAACCAGAAGCUAGCGAAAUGUAUAUUGCAUUAUUAACUGCUGUAUUGGAUACACUUUCGCAAAUUCUUGAAAUAGCCACUUUUAAUGAAGCUGGCGGGAUAGCAGAUGAAAUUCUUUAUUAUCUACAGACAACUGUUACUCUAUCACCAACUGCAACUAUUCAGUGUGUACAGCAAUUGUUGAAAUGUUUGUUUGGUAAAAAUCUUGGUACUCUGUGGAGUGAUCAGGAUAUGCAGCAAUAUGCAGAACAGAAUAUUUCAUUGAGAGAUACUUCUAAAGGCUUCUAUAAUCAAUGUUUUCAAAAUCCAGCUAGACAUAUGGCAGAGAUGAUCAAAAUAAUAGGAAAUAAUUGCAGAGAUGAAAAUAAACCAGACACUGGAUGGAUAGGUUUAACACGUAGAAAAGGAGAUAGAAAAUUAUCAUACAUCUAUGCUUCGGAUCAUAAAGCUUCUGUAGCUACUUUUAUUCGUUUAUUUGAACCAAUGGUUAUAAAAUCUAUGGAACAAUAUACUAUAACGAGCAAUAUUUCAUUGCAAUGUCAAGUGCUUAUGCUUUUGAGUCAACUGAUUCAACUGAAAGUUAAUUAUUGUUUGUUAGAUUCAGAUAAGAUAUUUAUUGGAUUUGUAUUAAAGCAAUUUGAAUUCAUAGAAGAGGGUCAGAUACAACAAGCGGAGUAUCUUUUACCAAAAAUUUUUACUUUUUUGGUGCAUUUAUCUUAUGAAAAAAAUCACUCGAAGGUUGUAAUAGGUAUUCCUAAAAUAAUACAAUUAUGUGAUGGACUUAUGGCAAGUGGACAGCCAGCACUUAAAUAUUGUAUACCAGCACUUGCACCAGUAGUUGGAGAUAUUUUUCUUAUUCGUAAUGGAAGUUCUAAUCAAGCAGAACAAAGAGAAUUGGAAACAACCAAAGAAGUAUUAAUUUCAAUGUUACUUCGUCUAGUGGAAUAUCACGAAGUCAUCGAGCUUUUAGCACUGUGUGUCUCAGAAUCUAGAUUUAGUGGAGAUGGAAAUGGAGAAGAAAAAUGGAGAAGAUGGUCUAGAAUGACUACAGAUACUGUACUUCCCUUGUUGGGAAUGCGUAAAGUAAGACUGGAAUCGGAAAAUGCUCAUAUGGCUUUAGUCAAAUUAUUUGCUGCAAUUUCUCCUACUGUUUUCAGACCAGUAGAUCCACUUUUAAAAAUACUCUUUACUGCUCCUGUUACUUUGAAAGAACCAGUUUUUAAAUUAAAACGUUGGUUGGGAAUGAUCAAUGUUAUAUUAUUAACACUAAUCUCUUGUGCUAAAGAGGAUUCAAUGUUAGCACGAUUAUCGGAUCUUAGCGUAUAUAUGACAGAUCUUUCACACUUGUUAUUAUUUCCAGAUAAUAUGUCUAAAGUUAUAGAUCCAUUGAAUGCACUUGGAACUCAGUCUGCACAAAUACCACCAGAAAAAAUUUUAGCCAGAUUCAUAUUUAAAGUAAUUAGCCUGAUAGGCACGAAAGUUUUUAAUAUUCUAGGAUUAAUUAAUCACAAAGCUACAGAUCCUUAUACAGGAUUUGCACAGCAUACGGAUAACGAUGAUUAUCUGGUGCAUCAAUUUGCAUUCUUUUUACAAUUGUGCAUACACAUGUUUGAGUCUGGAAGUCAUUGUAAAGUGGCAAAUGCAGCAAUGCAAAUGAUUCAAAAUCGUAAUAAUCUUGAUGAGGACAAGUUUCCGAUAGAUAAUUUAAAUUCUUUAAUGUUAAGCAUUGGACAUGUGUGUCCAAUGUUGACUUGUCAAUGGGCUUAUUUAAUGACAUUAUUAAGCUAUAAUGAGAUGUUAUUUUGGUCUAAAGUUUUGGGCACACGAAAUUCAGAUUAUAUAGUAAGAACUGUUCCCAAUGAGACUAAAGUAUACGAUCAUAUAAACAGUAUAAAUGUACAAAUUAUUCAUAAAGGUGGAAUCAUAUUAUUUUGUGAUUAUGUAUGUGAAAAUCUCAAUGAUGCAGAACCUUUAACAUGGUUAUUGGUGAAUCAUAUUGAAGAAGCAAUAAACAUAGCUACUGAAUCUCCAGUAAGAGAACUUUUAGCAGCAGCUAUACAUAGAAAUCCUGCAGCCAGUGGUCUCUUAGUACAAGCCAUUUCAACAAAAUGUGUUAAUUUAUCACAACCCAGCUUUGUAAAACGUAUAUUGCAAUGCAUCGAAGAUGCACAUCAAUCUCAAAGUGGUGCAGUCAUAAUGAUGUUAAUUCCUAAAUUUUUAUCCAUCAAAUAUCUUGCUUUAUCAAGAAUGGCAGCAAAAAUGGCUAGUAGAAGAAUCGAAAUUUUAUUAACAUUGAACGCAUCAGAUGUUAUAGAACAAUUUCCAAAAGAUGAUUUAAUAAAGGUCAUGGAUACAUUACAGACUACUAAGCUAGCUAAGAAACAUGGAGCACUAGUCAAUUUAUUGAAUAAAUUAGGAGUACAUUUUUACGAUCUUUCACCUUUCGAACCUGAUUUAUGUAGACCUUUUAAUCCAUUAAUCGUAAAAACAAUUCAACUAGAUCGCGAUUGGUUUCUCUCACAAAUAAAAUUACGUUGUUGUCAUCAGAAUGUUACAUAUAGUACUCAUGAAUCAGCACAAUUAUUGAGUAAUUUAAAUUUUGAAGACUGUUUGAGUAUUAUUUCUUGUAAGGAGUUUGAUAUAAUGAUUUUAAAAGACUGCAUAACAUUGGGUGUAAGAUUGACUAUCGAGAAUUGCCAAAAGUUAGAAUUAGAACAAAUGAAUGACAAAAAAGUUCAUUUUGAAGCAAGUCCUUUAUAUAUAGCUGCUAAACAGUGUUUGUUGGAACAUGUACGUAAUGUAACUGAAUUUAUGCCAAAACCACAUUAUGUAUUUAAUCCACAAAAAUCCGAUACUAAUAGUAAAGAAGUGAAAUAUGCAACAAGGAUAUCCAAACUUUUAGACGAUUCCAUAUACUGGAAUACACUUUUAAAAAUCAUUCCAGUUGUAAGAGCAUUUACUAAAACAUUGUCAAAAUUAACUAGAUAUAAUUUGGCACAAAUGGAUGCUAAAGCUGAAGAAGAUUGUGCUAAGCUAGCAUUAUUAUGUUUCGAAUUAACACAUUGGAUGAUACAUGUAAAUAAAGAAAAUAUUAGAAAGUUACGACCAAGUGAAGUAGAAUUAGCAUUGAGUUGUGCUGCAGAAAUUUUGAAACACGAAGGCCCAUUCAAGAUAUUUGCGGAUCACACUCGAUACUCUUGGGUAUGUUCUUCAAUACUGGCUAUGACCAAAGUAGUUGAAAACAAUUUAACGACGGUUGAAUCGUUACCUCACGUUGAUGCGUGCUCGUUACAACCAGCUUUUCAAGAUGAAGAAACGAAGCAUUAUGCGAAGGCAUGCGUGCAGAUAGCAUCAUUGGUUGUUUGGCUUGAAAAAUGUCAUACCAAUAAUAGCUCGAAAAACAUUCCUCCUUAUUUAUUUAAUAUAAUUAAAACUCUUAUUGUACUUAUUAGUCGUCAACCUUUGGUCAAUUCUUUUGUUCUAACGCCUCCUUUGGUUUGGAAACAUGGUUGGCAUGUAAUGGGUUCUGGUACAACUAAAUGCCAUUUUCCAUUGUUAUCAACCGAAUCAAAUCUUUUACAAGAGAUCGACAUUUUAGAACAAUUUAUUUAUAGAAUUAAUUUGUUGGGUUGGACUUCGCGAUUACAAUUUGAAGAAAUAUGGAUGGCGUUAUUGGGAUUGUUAAAUCUCUCACAAAAUGAAAAUACUUCUUCGGAAGAAGCAACAGCGUUAGUACAAGCAAGUUGUUUAGCUAUUCAAGCUAUAACACAAUUAUUAUUACAAACAAUGCUUCUACCACAUCCUGGUAAUCCAAUUACCAGUUGUUUGAUUCAUCAUUCACGAGAUCCUCAACUUUCGGUAGUGAAAAUAAGCUCACAAAAAUUAUAUACCAUACAAGAUUUAUUGACAUGGAAAUUCGAAUGUAUGAGUGAUAUUCAGAAUAUAAAUGGUCUCAGAUUAGAUCAUAUAUUUCAUAGAGGAAACAUAGAAAAGAUUAGAACUUCAGAUAAUUUUACUUAUAGUCAAUUAUCAGUUUCCUAUUUAUGGUCGUCGUGUAAUCUAUACGAAAAUAAAUUGAAUACCUCUGUUCUUGAAUUAAAAAAUAGAAGAAGUGAUGCAUUAAAGUCUGCAUCAUUAGAUGUAGAUUCCUGUCUUCGAUUUUUAGUGGAACUUUAUACUUCUUGGUUGUCGCCACAGGCGAAUAUUCCAAUACAAUUGCUCACUGAAACUAUGAAAUCUCUUUUAGCUAUUUCUGAUCUCUUUGUUGAAAGAGCACAAUAUCAAUGGAUAUUAGAUGUCUGUUUAGAAAUUGCAAAAGUACAUCCAACAGAAAAUGUUAUCUUAUAUCAGUAUUUGGUAAUAUCUGUAUGUAAAGCUGCUGCAGUAUUAAUACCACUGGAUUUGGAUACAUUGGAAAAGGUGAGAGGAUUGAUUGACAUCAACCUUAAAUCGGGUUUCUUAGCUGCUAGAGUCGCAGCACUUCAUGGCGUCUUGUAUUUAUUACAAAGUGCAUUUCAGGCUAAUUAUAAAGAAAUUUUGUAUAUUUUAUUAUAUCCAUUGAUUAUUGAUUAUAUACAAAAACACAUAGCCAAUCAAGAUACAGAAGGGGUAUCAAAUCAAAGCGAGGAACAUCAAGGUAUCAUGUGGGCCUUAGUAUUUUUCUUAUUAGAACAUGUAGUAGAUGUGCCGUUGGCUGUGGAAACUCCUACUGUGGUUGAAUUAGUUCUUUCUCUAGUCAUGUCACCGAAUAUUUCAAUUACUUUACAUCAAACUCUUUUACAGGGUCUCGAAAGAUUAAUUAUAACAAAAAGUGUAACGGGUAAAGUUGCUGAACAAAUUGUCAAAGUAGCUACGGAACGUUUAGGACACAUAAGUCCGUUGUAUGCAUUACCAGCUUUACAACUUUUAUUAACAUGCAUGUAUACAGAAGCAGCAGAUAGAUUAAAUCAGCCAAAUGUUGAUGAACCAUUACCGGGUAUUGAACCGGAAUCAUUGGUUCGAUCUAUUGAACGAACCUCUGCCAUAUUCGAUAGAAUUAAGAGAGGUUAUCCAAUGGAAGUAGAAAUUCUAUGUUCAGUUUUAUCAGGUGUUUUAGCAGAUUUCUUUCCACCAUCCGAAAUCUUAACUAAAGUUAUAGGUGAAUUUUUAUCACCUCAACAACCACAUCCUCGAUUGCUUUCAGGCGUAGUGUUCAAAGUCUGUGAAAGAGCAUGUACGUCUACAAAAAUGAGUUUAUUACAAGAUUGGGUGGUCUUCAGUUUGCCAAAUUUUAUACAGAGUUUACCAUUGGCUAUGUCCACUUGGUGUCUUUCUUGUUUCUUUAUAAGCGCAUCUACGAAUAAUUGGUUGAGAGCUUUAUUCCCACAUGUACAAUCAAGGAUUGGAAAGUAUGAAUACGAGGAUAAGAAGAUUUUGUGUUUAGCAGCUAAUGAUUUUUAUCAUAAGUUGCCUGAGGAAUCUCAAAGGAAAGCUUUCGUCGAGACAUUCGAAGUUGCAGCUAAAGAACCUGGAAAUCCAUUCAUUGAUAUAUUAGCAUCAUUUUAGUUAGCUAAAUUGUAUAUCUUAUUGAGGAAAGAAAUUUAUUUGAAAAAAAAAAACAAAAACAAAAACAAAAAAAAACAUUUUUUAAUAAUAUUUCAGGUGAUUCUUCUACUCUUGUAAAUUAGUGUACAUUAAUCGUGCGUUUAUCAUUGUCUUUUAAAGACGUAAGUAUGUACAUUUGUAUGUAUGUAUGUAUGUAUGUAUGUAUGUAUGUGAUAUUUAUUUCACUCACGUCCCUUUAACAAAAAUGCAAUUUGUUUUGCAAUAAACAGUAUUUUUCAACUAU
Polistes dominula (European paper wasp) is the source of this 9027-nucleotide messenger RNA. RefSeq names its product huntingtin (gene htt). The record is from RefSeq and is a predicted model, not a curated record. Lineage: Eukaryota; Metazoa; Arthropoda; Insecta; Hymenoptera; Vespidae. Gene Ontology annotation, cellular component: cytoplasm; nucleus.